Molecule: messenger RNA, 938 nt
Organism: Impatiens glandulifera
Lineage: Eukaryota; Viridiplantae; Streptophyta; Magnoliopsida; Ericales; Balsaminaceae
Product: phosphoenolpyruvate carboxylase kinase 1-like
Exons: 2
Coding region: 16-870 (284 amino acids)
Biological process (GO): peptidyl-serine phosphorylation; intracellular signal transduction; protein autophosphorylation
Cellular component (GO): cytoplasm; nucleus
Molecular function (GO): ATP binding; calcium/calmodulin-dependent protein kinase activity; calcium-dependent protein serine/threonine kinase activity
Source: RefSeq, a predicted model, not a curated record
AAAAAAAAGAAAGUGAUGAGUGACGAUUUGAAGAGAGAUUACAGAGUUUGUAAGGAGAUCGGACGUGGUCGAUUCGGCGUCGUUUCACGGUGCUACUCUAUACAUUCCGGCGAAUCCUUCGCCGUUAAAUCCAUCGAUAAAACCAUCGUCUCCGUUGAUUCAAUCGAUCAACAAUGUCUCUACAAUGAAGUCAAGAUCAUGCAUCUUCUAUCUCCAAACCCUAACAUUCUCCAGAUCUUCAACGUUUACGAAGACGAUUCCUAUCUACACAUCGUCACCGAGCUCUGUACCUCCUCCGAUCUCUUCCAAAAACUAACCGGCGGCCACGUAUCAUCUGAGGAAGAAGCAGCCGUCGUUAUAUUACCACUGAUGGAAGCGAUCGCGUACUGUCAUCGAAAAGGCAUUGCUCAUCGAGAUAUAAAACCGGAUAAUAUAUUGUUUGAUGAUAGAAAUACGUUGAAACUUGCUGAUUUUGGAUCUGCUGUUUGCUUUAGGGAAGGGGAGAAAAUGACAGGUGUUGUCGGAACUCCUUAUUAUGUUGCGCCGGAGGUUUUGACGGGAAGGAAUUACUGUGAGAAAGUUGAUGUGUGGAGUGCGGGUGUUAUUUUGUAUAUAAUGCUUGCUGGUGUUGCUCCUUUUCAUGGUGAUUCUCCGGCGGAGAUUUUUGAAGCUGUUUUACGGGGGAAUUUGAGGUUUCCGAUUAGAUAUUUUCAUUCGGUGACGCCGGAAGCGAAGGAUUUGUUGAGGCGUAUGAUCAGGAAGGACAUUUCGAGUAGAUUUUCUGCGGAAGAAGUUUUGAGGCAUCCAUGGCUGACUUCGUCGUUGGAGAAGAAGAAAGGAAGUAAAUCAGUAAACGUAGAAUUGCGUUAAUCUCGUACAUGCAAAAGUUCAAAUCAUGCGAGAUAUGUUGAAGAUGUUUCGAUCGUUUCUAUUUCUAU